CCUGAAACGGCAGGCUUUCUUGCGAAGCGUGAGUAUGCCCACUGAGGCGGCCCGCAUGCCCUCGCCCCACCAUGAGCCGCGGCGGCCGGUGCUGCAGCGCCAGACCUCCAUCACUCAGACCAUCCGCAGGUACUGCACUGCCCUGUCUGCUCCUUGGGUCGUGGUCUGGGGGUGGGGUGGGGCAGAGGUAGGUGUUCAGGUGGGCCCGGGAAUGGGUCAAGGGGUUUCUCCUCAAUCUUGUUGCCCAUGUCAUCCUGCCGUCCUCCUGCUCUGGGGAUCAGUCUGUCUCACCUAUCACUCUUCUCGGCAACCACCCGAGCACUUGCUUUCUCUUUCUCUGUCUCCCCUACCCCAAUGCUCUGGCCCCUGAACAGCCGGCAGGUGCGCUUUGGGCGUGUCCACACUCUGCCCCUUUUGGGUCACCCUGCUGCCCGCAGGGCCUUCCCGCAGCGCUGGUCUCUCUCUCGGUCCCUGCUCAGGUACCUUGGCAGGGCAUGAGUGUGCUGAUGUCAGCCGGCUUGUGCAUGGCUCACGGCUUCUCAGGAGCUGCUGGCGCAUUUCGGUUUUCCUGGGGCUCCUGAUGGCAGGAACUGGCCAUGUUUUUGCUUGCAUGUCCAAGGGCUGUGGGCAGCCUGCUUGGGCUUGCAGUGCCCACUGCCUGAGUUCUGUGGUGUCCAAGGUCGAGCUGAUGCCCCAGGCCAAGCUCUCUCUGGCCGAGUUGAGGGCUGACCUCCGAGCUCCAUCUCAGGACUCAGUGUCUCCCCACAAACCCUCCUUUCUGGGUUGAGAGGCACGGCUGACUGGUUUGGAGUGAGCAAGGACAGUGAGAGCACCCAGAAGUGGCAGCGCAAGAGCAUCCGUCACUGCAGCCAGCGCUAUGGGAAGCUGAAGCCCCAGGUCAUCCGGGAGUUAGAUCUGCCUAGCCAGGACAACGUGUCGCUGACGAGCACUGAGACGCCCCCUCCCCUUUACGUGGGGCCAUGCCAGCUGGGCAUGCAGAAGAUCAUAGACCCCCUGGCCCGGGGCCGGGCCUUCCGCGUGGCAGAUGACGCCGCUGAUGGCCUGAGCACCCCGCACACGCCCGUCACGCCGGGCGCUGCCUCCCUCUGCUCCUUCUCCAGCUCCCGCUCGGGUUUUAGCCGGCUACCGCGGCGACGCAAGCGUGAGUCUGUGGCCAAGAUGAGCUUCCGGGCAGCAGCCGCGCUGGUGAAGGGCCGCUCGGUUAGGGAUGGCACAUUGCGCCGGCUGCAGCGCCGAAGCUUUACUCCCGCCAGCUUCCUGGAAGAGGACACGGCUGACUUCCCCGACGAGCUGGACACAUCCUUCUUUGCCAGGGAAGGUGUCCUCCAUGAGGAGCUGUCCACCUACCCGGAUGAGGUGUUCGAGUCCCCGUCGGAGGCGGCGCUCAAAGACUGGGAGAAAGCCGCAGAGCAGGCGGACCUGACAGGCGGGGCGCUCGACCGCAGUGAGCUCGAGCGCAGCCACCUGAUGCUGCCCCUGGAACGUGGCUGGAGGAAGCAGAAGGAGGGUGGUGCGGCGGCCCCGCAGCCCAAGGUGCGGCUGCGGCAGGAGGUGGUGAGCGCGGCAGGGCAGCGGCGGGGGCAGCGCAUCGCAAUGCCGGUGCGCAAGUUCUUUGCCAGGGAGAAGCGACCCUACGGGCUGGGCAUGGUGGGCCGGCUAACUAACCGCACCUACCGCAAGCGUAUCGACAGCUAUGUCAAACGCCAGAUUGAGGACAUGGACGACCACAGGCCCUUCUUCACCUACUGGCUCACCUUUGUGCACUCGCUGGUCACCAUUUUAGCUGUGUGCAUCUAUGGCAUCGCACCUGUGGGCUUCUCGCAGCAUGAAACAGUGGACUCGGUGCUGCGUAACCGCGGGGUCUAUGAGAACGUCAAGUAUGUGCAGCAGGAGAACUUCUGGAUCGGGCCCAGCUCGGAGGCUCUCAUUCACCUGGGUGCCAAGUUCUCGCCCUGCAUGCGUCAGGAUCCACAGGUGCACAGUUUCAUCCGUGCCGCACGCGAGCGUGAGAAGCACUCAGCCUGCUGUGUGCGCAAUGACCGGUCUGGCUGCGUGCAAACCUCGGAGGAGGAGUGCUCGUCUACCCUGGCAGUGUGGGUGAAGUGGCCCUUCCAUCCCAGCGCCCCAGACCUUGCCGGCCACAAGAGACCAUUUGGCUCUGUCUGCCACCAGGACCCCAGGGUAUGUGAUGAGCCCUCCUCCGAGGACCCCCAUGAGUGGCCAGAUGACAUCACCAAGUGGCCGAUCUGCACCAAAAAUAGUGCUGGGAACCACACCAACCACCCCCACAUGGAUUGUGUCAUCACAGGCCGGCCCUGCUGCAUCGGCACGAAGGGCAGGUGUGAGAUAACCUCACGCGAGUACUGUAACUUCAUGAGGGGCUACUUCCAUGAGGAGGCCACGCUCUGCUCUCAGGUGCACUGCAUGGAUGACGUGUGCGGGCUCCUGCCCUUCCUCAACCCUGAGGUGCCCGACCAGUUCUACCGUCUGUGGCUGUCCCUCUUCUUGCACGCUGGGAUCCUGCACUGCCUGGUGUCCGUCUGCUUCCAGAUGACUGUCCUGCGGGACCUGGAGAAACUGGCCGGCUGGCACCGCAUCGCCAUCAUCUACUUGUUGAGCGGUGUUACCGGUAACCUUGCCAGUGCUAUCUUCCUGCCAUACCGCGCAGAGGUGGGCCCGGCCGGCUCGCAGUUUGGCAUCCUGGCCUGCCUCUUCGUGGAGCUCUUCCAGAGCUGGCAGAUCCUGGCCCGGCCCUGGCGAGCCUUCUUCAAGCUGUUGGCCGUGGUGCUUUUCCUCUUCACCUUCGGACUGCUGCCGUGGAUUGAUAACUUUGCCCACAUCUCAGGCUUCAUCAGCGGCCUCUUCCUCUCCUUCGCCUUCCUGCCUUACAUCAGCUUCGGCAAGUUCGAUCUGUACCGCAAGCGCUGCCAGAUCAUCGUCUUCCAGGUGGUCUUCCUGGGCCUUCUGGCCGGCCUGGUGGUCCUCUUCUACUUCUACCCUGUCCGCUGUGAGUGGUGCGAGUUCCUCACCUGCAUCCCUUUCACUGACAAGUUCUGUGAGAAGUAUGAGCUUGACGCCCAGCUUCACUGAGCUUGCCGGGGACAGGCAGACCGUGCACCCCAAGCCUCACUGGCCACAGGACCCCACCUGCACGUCCUGUGUGGGGUCCUGCCCAGUUCCUGGACACUGGCCUCUUGUGCCUUGUUCACUGCUGUUGAACCUCUCUAAUUCUGGGCAUUUAUCACACUAGUUCCCAUGAUUACUUUCUAACUAGUCUCUUGACGACCGCAUAAUGUGGCCAAUAAAUGGACCGGGAGCGUUUUAGCUGCCACUGACUUGA
Manis pentadactyla (Chinese pangolin) is the source of this 3361-nucleotide messenger RNA. It is a transcript of the gene RHBDF1, whose product is annotated as rhomboid 5 homolog 1. The record is from RefSeq and is a predicted model, not a curated record. NCBI's taxonomy places the organism in Eukaryota, Metazoa, Chordata, Mammalia, Pholidota, Manidae. The transcript has 16 exons. The coding region runs from base 994 to 3111 and encodes 705 amino acids. Gene Ontology annotation, cellular component: endoplasmic reticulum membrane. Gene Ontology annotation, molecular function: serine-type endopeptidase activity. Gene Ontology annotation, biological process: regulation of protein secretion; regulation of epidermal growth factor receptor signaling pathway.